Molecule: messenger RNA, 2060 nt
Organism: Cotesia glomerata
Lineage: Eukaryota; Metazoa; Arthropoda; Insecta; Hymenoptera; Braconidae
Exons: 4
Coding region: 571-1944 (457 amino acids)
Source: RefSeq, a predicted model, not a curated record
UCUUAAUUAUCAUAUGGACGUUAUUAAAAACAUAAGACAUGUUAAAAAAUAGUGAGAUAUAUUUGUAAAAAAAUUAAAUGACCGCGCCAUCUCGAGUGACAAGUUUAAACUAAAAGAAUUUUUUUUCCGAACCAACGCCAACAGAAAAACAAAAUGGCCGUGUUGUAUAACAUACUUUCCCGCCAAUUCACCACAUGGUCGCAUCACCGGCGUUGUUAAUAAAAAAUUUGCCACACCUCUUAAAGACGUAAAUAAUCGUAAUUAGAUAAAGUAACAAUAAAUAACAAGGUAAUUGUAUUAUUUUAAUAUUUAAAUUGUCUGAAAAAUGCAGCAGCCAACAAAACGUAUGAAAACUUCAGAUUCACAUCUUAACGCAAUUGCAUCGUCAAUUGAAACGAUUGGACACCUUGUAAAAUCAAUUGGACAGACCCACGAUUACCUUUUAAAAGUAAACAAGUUAAUUGUGAAACACGUUCGGGACCAGGAAGAACCCAAGGUAGCUUUGAAUUUAAGUACAGUGGACACAAACGAGCCAUAGAAAAUAAAAAUAAGUAAGUGACAAGAUAAAAAAUGUCUGAAGAUUUGUCCCAAGCAGUCUCAUUUGCUAAUGGUUAUUUUGCAUUAGCUGAUGGUUUGGUUGAUGACUUGGCUAAUUAUUUAGCUGAGGACGUUAUUUUAGAUUGGUUUGGACAGACAAUUAAAGGCCGAAAAAAUGUAUCAACAUUUAUGAAGUUCCAAAAUAUUAAUUCAAGACACAUUAUUGAUGAAAUAAAUCCGAGUUCUACAAUUGAGUACCGCAAAAUUCGUCCACUAAGAAGAAAAUAUUAUUCAAUGGGUAGUUGUGCGAAUAAAACACUUGCAGAUGAUGAUGAAGACAAUGGCAUUAGGUACAAGAGAAAAUGUUAUUCUGAAGGAAAAAUGGACACAAGUGCUGACGAAACAGAUGAAAUGGAUGUUGAAUCCGAGAGUGUUGAUUUUAGCAAAGCUUCUGUGGGAUUACAAAAUUACUGUCAUAAAUUAACAUUGGCUUUAAAUAAUCUAAACUUGGAGAAAUUGAAAUUAGAUUCACAGUCAACAGCGACUUCAAAGCCGUCUGAGGAAGCUUACAAUGCCAAGGACAAUGUCAGUGACGAUGAUGAUGACGAUAAUUACUAUAAAAAAUCAAAGUUGAAUGAAAGCUAUGUAACGGAGCAGUUUUUAAGCAAAUUAGAACCACAGCCGACUAAUUUUGAUGAAAUAGAACAGAAAAUAAACUAUUUUAAUGAAACAAACAAAGCUGGAUUUAAAAACGAGCAUGGACAAGGAGACGGACCAAUGAAUGAAAGUGUUAAUCUGAUGAAAUAUGUCGAAGUCUGCGGUGUUAUAAAAUCGGCGCGGUUUUUCAGCGCCAAACAAAUACGGAAAGAUCUGCGUCAGCGUCAGUGCCGACUCCAGAUAGCUUAUUCAAACAGAGACACAAAUUCCAAUUCAUUUGCUAAAACUGAAUCAAUACAAAUAAAGAAGACUGAAGUUGAUAACGUAGAGUCGACCAGUGCAAUGCUGGCGGAUGACGUUAAUAGAAAUUGUUAUAGUAGUAGUAGUAAUAGUAAUAGUAAUUUACUAAGUUUACAAGAAAUUAGAGAAUUAGGUAACAAACUAGUCCCCCAUGAUGAAAAUGCUAAUUAUUCAGAUAAUGACGAAGACUGUUAUUAUAAUAAUGAUCGGAAUAAAUUUCUACGAUGUCUGGAUCUACAGAUUACCGAUAACGGCGUCAAGGUGAAUGAGAAUGAUUUUGUUACGCCUAACUAUAAAAGACAGGAAUUGACACUUGAUAACAGCCCCAAGAGACUGUUUAAUGAAACUGAAACCGCUCGUGAUUUUGUAUUUAAUUACAUUAUACAUCUUAUUAUUUAUGAAAGUAACACCAAAUGUAGGCUCAAUCUUUCUUAUGAGUUUGAUGGUUAAAAAUAAUUUUUCUACAUGGAAAGAACAAAAUGACACUGGAUAUUAUCUCAGAUUAUACUCAGUGAUGUCUGUGGUGAAAAAAAAUUUCAGAUAGCUAAAAAAAAUCAGAUUAUACU